Messenger RNA from Macrosiphum euphorbiae (potato aphid), 1584 nucleotides. NCBI's taxonomy places the organism in Eukaryota, Metazoa, Arthropoda, Insecta, Hemiptera, Aphididae. The record is from the annotation of a GenBank genome assembly.
AUGUCACGAAUAAGUACAAGUUUCAAAGAUGUAACUAAAAAGACUUCAUAUUUUAUUACAACACCAAUAUUUUACGUAAAUGCAAGUCCACACAUUGGGCAUCUAUACAGUGCUUUAAUUGCUGAUGCUUCUGCAAGAUUUCAAAAAUUACUUAACCCAAGUUUAAAUAUUAUUUUUAGUACUGGUACUGAUGAACAUGGAUUAAAGGUACAAAAAGCCGCUGAAAAUUGUAAAAUAUCUGUGGAAAACUAUUGUACAAAAAUUUCAAGUAGUUAUCAAAGUACAUUUGAUAAAUUUGAUAUUAGUCAUACAUCUUUCAUACGAACAACAGCGGAAAACCACAAAAACUGUGUACAUUAUUUUUGGAGUAAAUUACAACCACAUAUUAGAAAAGGAAAGUAUUCUGGUUGGUAUUGUACAGCUGAUGAAACUUUUUUGUCACAAGAUCAAAUUGAAUUAGUUAAUAAUGUACGUGUUAGUAAAGAAUCAGGAAGACAAGUUGAGUGGGCUGAAGAAGACAAUUAUAAAUUUGACCUACGUCCUUUCAAACAUGAUCUUCAAUGUUGGUUGAGUAAACCAGACAGAAUUAAACCGAAGGUGUUCCAUGAAAUACUGAAUAGAGAGGUAAAUGAUUUAUAUGAUAUAUCAUUGUCAAGACCAAAAAGUCGGGUCAGUUGGGGUAUUCCAGUACCAAGAGAUGAUACACAGACUGUAUAUGUAUGGUUAGAUGCUCUUGUUAAUUAUUUAACUGUUUCCGGAUAUCCAGACAGCAAAAUUUGGCCUCCAAAUGUCCAAGUAUGCGGUAAAGAUAUUUUGAAAUUCCAUGGAAUAUUAUGGCCUAUAUUCUUAAUAGGUGCAGGUUUAGAACUCCCAAAACAAAUUUUUGUACAUUCUCAUUGGAAAGUUAACGAUGAAAAAAUGUCUAAAACCAAAGGAAAUGUAGUAGAUCCAAUAAAUGCUGGUUGCCAGUAUACUGAAUCUGGUUUAAGAUAUUUUUUACUUAGAGAAGGUACAGCUCACAGUGAUGGUAACUAUAGUGAUCUGAAAAUUAAAAGAAUAUUAAACGCUGAAUUAGCAGACACAUUGGGUAACCUACUGAACCGUUGCUGUGGAAAAGCCAUCAACCCAAAUCUCAGUUACCCAAAGUUAGAUUUAUUACAGAUUGAAAGGUUAUCGGCUGAUUCAUAUUUCAUUGAACUAAAUAAAAAAUUAGAGGUUCUGGCAGAUAUAGUUGGAAGUCAUUAUGAAGAAUUAAAUUUUUACAAAGGUAUAGAUGAAAUAAUAGCCACAUUACAGUGUUGCAAUCGAUUUUUUGAGUAUAAUAAACCAUGGGAAUUGGCUAAACAAGAUGUCAAUAAAUUGGAAUGUAUACUACAUAUAACUAUGGAGACUUUAAGAAUUGCUGGGUUAGCUUUACAGCCAAUUAUACCUGUACUAGCUGAUCAAUUAUUAAAUAAGUUAAACAUAAAUAAUAGAGAUUGGAAUCAAAUGAUGCCGAAGUGGAAAGAUGAAAACAGAAUCGUUAAUCCAACAAACUUAAAAAAAGAUAAUAUUGUGUUGUUUAAAAAGUUGUUUAUAAACUAA